GUCAGUCUAGAUGCAGUGAAAGAUUGUUUCACCAUCUAUCAAGAAACACAAAAUUCACACUCGCAGUGAUACGAGAAAGUAGUUUUUAUAUUGCAUCCAUCUGGUAAACAUUAAUCCACAUAUUAAUAAAAUUAACGGAGGAAAAAUUUUUCUGUGAACCCUGCUAAGUAUUAGCCAAAUAUGGUUGAAAGCUCUCGAAAUUCUUCGAUUCAAAAUGAGUCAACGGAAUUCACUAACCAUCAAAUGAAAUUAAACUUUUUGCGAAUGAAAUUGGAGAAGUUCCAGCAUCGAUUACUUGAAGAUGUACGUGAACGUACGACAGAUUUCGUUGAUGAAAUUGUGGGAGAAAUGGAUUUCUAUGAGUUCAAUAACAGAGAAUUUAAAAACUGGAACCUACAAUAUCAGAAUUAUGCCACUACACCACACAAACUCAUGCCAUCAUCAUCAUCUGAUAAAUCGAAAAAUCAAGCUAUUAGACCUGAUGCACCCACAAAAAAGACAGACAACACUGCUGCACAGGAAAGUUCAGCAAAAAGGUUACCGCAAAGAUUAAAGCAAAACUUUGCUGAUAAGCUCUUUGUUUCACGAGAGUCUUAUUUGACAGCUCUAUUCAAAGUGAAUCACAUCAAAACAAUUCUCCAUAUAUUCUAUGUUAUUUUAUUGGUUUUGUUUUUGAAUACGCUUUGUUACUCAUAUUUUGCAGAAGAAAAAAUAAAAAUUGGACUUGAGGCUUUUAAAUCGGGUUUUGAAAAGAUCGAAUAUGUUUUUGUGGUUUGGUGUUUCCAACAUGUCUUUGUCUUUACAGUGUAUUUCGCAUUUAAAAUAUGGGCACUAGUGCGCUCGAAAAUCUAUAAAAGUGAUCUUAUGCUGCGUUACUGGUCACUCAGUUGCCUUGCCAUCUACAUAAGCUCGCAGCUGUAUUUUGGUUAUCUAGCUUCUAUAUGGUGCCUAAAACUCGAUUUACCUUUCGUUAGUGCAGUUGUACUUCUACUAGAAAGCACACGACUACUUAUGAAGAUGCACUCAUAUGUACGUUUAAUUGCGGCGAAAGUAAUCACUGGAAAGUUGAAAGUAGAUGAUAGCGCUGAAGACACUAGCGAUAAUGGUUUGUUCCUAAUACCAAAGUUUGGGAGGUAUCUGUAUUUCCUUUUCGCACCCACAUUAAUCUAUCGAGAUAGUUAUCCACGUACUUCACAUAUACGUUGGAAAUUCGCACUGACACGUCUGAUGGAAGUUGUGGCUGUUGCUUUCAUUUGCAGCUAUUUACACGAAAGAUACAUACGGGCACAUUUCCUAAAUAUGUGUCUUGAGGAAGUGCAUGUUUCCACAGUAAUUGUCAAGAUAUUUGGUAUGUUUAUGCCAAGUAUUAUUAUAUUUUUAUGCGGUUUCUAUACUGUACUACAUUCUUGGCUGAACUUUACUGCCGAAAUAUUACGAUUUGGAGAUCGUCUAUUUUACAAAGACUGGUGGACUUCAUCAUCUUUCGACGCAUAUUACCGUAACUGGAACAUUGUGGUGCAUGAUUGGUUGUACGAGUUCAUUUACAAGGAUUUUUAUCAACAUGUUUUAAAAGGAUCCAAAGCUGCUGCUGCUUUUAUGGUCUUUCUCAUAUCUGCUGUUGUUCAUGAACAUAUUUUGUCUCUUGCAUUGCAAUCUUUCUUUCCGGUCUUAUUCUUCUUCUUCUUUGUAUUCAGUGUUCCUAUGUUCUACAUAACACGUAAUUUGCCCAAAACUUUUGGAAAUGUACUUUUAUGGGGUUUAUUGGUUGUAGGCAAUGGUAUUGUUAUUUCUCUAUAUAGCAUGGAAUAUUAUGCAAGCCAAAAUUUUCUAAGAUCCUAUGAAAGCUGGUUUGACUAUUUUAUACCAACUGUUUGGGUUUGCUAUAAUAAAUGAGAAUGGGUUUUAUAUAAACGGUAUAUUAGUGUUAAAUAUAUAUUAGUGGUUAAUAAUAUAAAUAAACACUCCAAAUUACAAUGUUCGUUUAAUAUUAAUAACAUUUCUCCUUUUUUACUGUAACCUUCUGGUCUAUUGUGCCCCUUCUGUGUUUAAAGUAAGUCUUUAAGCCCUUUUGCAACGAUAAAAAGUAGUAUAGAAGUUUUAUAAAGUUUUAUUGCCUCUACCGUAAAAGUACACAUUCUCAAAAGUCUAUUCCGUAUGUGCAUUAGCGCCGGGCAUCCUAACAGCACAUGUUAGGCUGACUCCUCAAUUAACAUAUCAAGUCAUUAAAAUUAAUUAAGUAAAAAAUUCGCAAUAAAUAAAAUAUAUA
Teleopsis dalmanni is the source of this 2266-nucleotide messenger RNA. Its product is annotated as sterol O-acyltransferase 1-like. The transcript is spliced from 4 exons. The record is from RefSeq and is a predicted model, not a curated record. NCBI's taxonomy places the organism in Eukaryota, Metazoa, Arthropoda, Insecta, Diptera, Diopsidae. Gene Ontology annotation, biological process: cholesterol metabolic process. Gene Ontology annotation, cellular component: endoplasmic reticulum membrane. The coding region runs from base 181 to 1893 and encodes 570 amino acids.